AUGGGGGGCGGCGGGGCGAAGCGGGCCCGUGGGUUGCCGCCGCUGCUGGCGGUGCUGCUGGGCGCCGCCUGGCCUCUGCUGCGGCCGGCGGAGCCGGCGGAGCCCGUGAGCGCCGAGCGGAGCCUGGCGUGGGGCCCCGGGCUGGACGCGGGGCUCACCCUGCCCGUGCGGUACUUCUACAUCCAGGCGGUCAGCGCGGCCGGACGCAACUUCUCCCGCUCCCCGCCAGGAAGAACACAGUUUAAAGUGGUAAUUAAAGCACUUUCUCCAAAAGAAGUCACCAGAAUUUACACCCCUCUGCCUUUGGAUAGAAAUGAUGGUACAUUUCUUAUGCGGUAUCGGAUGUAUGGAAGUGUCAUGAAAGGCUUAAAAAUCGAGAUACUUUAUGGUGAUCAGCAUGUAGCUCGUUCUCCUUAUAUUUUGAAAGGACCAGUUUAUCAUGAAUAUUGUGACUGUCCUGAAGAAGACUCUGAGGUCUGGCAGAACAUUAUGUCUUGUCCACCCCAAGAACCUCAGAUUACAAAAGACUUCGUUUCUUUUCCCACCAUUGACCUUCAGCGAAUGCUUAAGGAAAUCCCAGCGAAGUUCAGUCAAACAGGAGGUGCUAUUGUUCAUUACACUAUUCUAGAUAAUCACAUCUACCGUCGUUCCUUAGGGAAGUACACAGACUUCAAAAUGUUCUCUGAUGAAAUGUUCCUGUCACUGGCAAGAAAGGUUCGUCUUCCUGAUGUGGAGUUUUAUCUUAAUGUUGGAGACUGGCCAGUUGAGUAUCGGAAAGCUAAUGAUACACCUGGUCCUAUACCUGUCAUUUCAUGGUGUGGCUCUGUGGAUUCAAGAGAUAUCGUCCUUCCAACGUAUGAUGUAACCCACUCAACUCUGGAAACCCUACGUGGAGUCACAAACGAUCUCCUUUCAAUUCAAGGAAAUACAGGCCCAUUCUGGGAAAACAAAACUGAGCGAGCUUUAUUUAGAGGUCGAGACAGCCGGGAAGAACGUCUCCAUCUUGUCAAGUUAUCCAAGGAAAAUCCAGAACUACUAGAUGCUGGAAUAACAGGAUAUUUCUUCUUCAGAGAAAAAGAAGAAGAGCUGGGAAAGGUUCAGCUGAUGGGCUUCUUUGACUUCUUUAAGUACAAAUACCAAGUGAAUGUAGAUGGCACUGUAGCAGCUUACAGGUUUCCGUACCUCUUGCUGGGUGACAGUCUAAUACUGAAGCAAGAUUCCCAAUACUAUGAACACUUUUAUAUUGGAUUAAAACCUUGGAAACAUUAUGUUCCAGUUAACAGAAACUUAGAGGACCUGCUAGAGAAGAUAAAAUGGGCUAAGGAAAAUGAUGAAGAAGCAAAAAAAAUUGCUAGAGAAGGACAAUUAAUGGCAAGAGAAAUACUUCAGCCUCACAGGUUUUACUGCUACUAUUAUAAAGUGCUCCAGGAAUAUGCCAAACGCCAAGCCAGCAAACCUGAAAUACGGGAUGGAAUGGAACUUGUACCUCAGCCUGAUGACAGGGACUCAGUAUGCAGUUGCCACAGGAAAAAGCCUUUAAGGGAAGAUCUGUAACUGUACUGGAUGGAGAAAAUCACCCACUUAAAAUGCAAGAAUAAGGAUUAAGCUGUGAAAUCUAAGACACUUAAUGCACUAGCAAACAUUCUUAGUUAUGUAUUCUUCUUGUAUUUUCAUACCCUUUUUCACACUCACUCUGAUCUACGUUAGUUCCCACAAUUUUGGCUCCAUGACCACCACCAGAGAGAUACUGAGCCUGUAAUGGGGAGUGUCUGGGGAAUUUGUUUGAUGUACUGCAUCAUCAGGAAGAACACAGUGCUGCUUGUGUUCCAGCAGGGACCUAUUUACCAAAGUUUUGUGAGGAACCAAUCACCACAGAAGAUCUUGUCAUGAGUCAGUGCAAGUUAUUCUGAAGGAGCAUGUGUAACAUAUUAAAACAGUGUUAUGAUUUCUUCAUAAAGUUUACCUCAAUUUUAGAUGGAUUCUUUUAUACAAACAAUUUUAUUACUAGACAAAAGGAAUAUUUGGUAUUUACAGGUAUCAUAUCUGGUCUUGCUUUGAGAUUAUUUUGUGGUCUAUGACAGGUAACAGAAUAGACAACAUGAUAUAAUACUCAUCAAUUUUUGAGGAAAAUGGAGAGGAGGGGGAGAGAUUAUAAUGUUUAUAAUCAUCAUGACUGUGAAUCACCGGAAUUAAAUGCUGCUUUAAAGCAGACUGUGUAACUAUCACAAUCACAAUGUUUCGAGUGCCAACUCUGAAGGCCUGUUUCCUGCCAGUGACUGUAUCUGUGAAUAUACAAAAGUACUUGGGAAUUUCAGGCCAGGCGAAAUACAGGUGUCUUAGUUCAACAAUACCAUCUACAGUAUUCUAGGCUACUUGAAAUCUGAAAUGUGUUAACAGAGUUUUAGACCACCUAGGUUUAACUUUUGUGUAGAGCUAAGGAAUGCCACCAUCUUUUUCACUUGGGUUCAGGACUAUUUUUUCCUGUGCCUAAGUCCCCAGGGACAUCUUACUAAAUUUUCUGAAUUUGGAUCCUGCCUAACCUUAUCCUGAAGUCAGAGAGCAGAUCAGACUUCAUUGUUUGGUUCACACAUAUGACAGAAAAUCCUAUGCUGUACUUUCUGUGUAAUAGUGUAGAUGUUAGAGUCCAUAUUAAGCAAUUUGGCAGCCAGUUGUCCUCCUUGGUUUGAUUUAAAGCCAUUUUUCAAGAGAAUGCCUUAGCUCCAGACCAGACAAGAGGUCUCCAGGUCUUCCACUUAAGUUGUGCAGCCAUGAAACUAGCAAUGCAAAAUUCACAGGGCCAGAAGGAGCUGCUCAUACCAUUGCAAUAAAGCUUACCUUUGGGUGGGAAAGAAGAAAAAUCCUAGUCCUGGAUGUGGCUCCAAAUACAAAAAAUCUGUUGAUUUUUACCCAAGUUUGUCUACUUCAAAAUGCAUAAACAGUCUUGGAAGGAGACACCAAUGCCAAGACCAGUGUCCACAUACCCAUUUCUGUCCUUUGCGUUUUCACCCUGGGUGAUGUGGCUGCCUGAGGAGCUCCCAACUCAGCUACACUCAGAUUAUACCUUUCCUGGAUACCAAACUCCAUACCAAUGCUUUGAUGCACAAAGUUUAGUAGCUCUAAAUCUCAUGCUGGAUUAAUUCUAGCAUGCAAGUUCUUCACUGCAAGUUACUCACAUAAAAUUUCUGCAUUAGAACAGGAAGAAAGGCUACAUUUUUCAGUAUGUUAAAUAUGGAAAGAACUUCUGGUUUCUAAAGAGGUUAAUCCAUCAGUCAUUUAUUACAUUAUACCAGUUAAGAAAAAAUUCUGUAGUGUGUUGCUCUACCGAUAAUCCUCUUUGUUUUAGUUCUAACACUAAUAAAUAUAGUGGUUGUGUUUUUAUUUAGCAUGACAAUCAGUCCUAGACCUUCAGGCUAUAAAGAUGUGUUCAACUGGUCUGACAUAAAAUUUUCUACAUCAAAAUUAUGGAAGAGGGUUCCACUGCUGAAGCUGACACAACUGAGUAUGGGCUCUUCUUUCCUUUUAUGUGUACAGUAAUUUUUACUGUAUGGAAUGAUCCUAUUUUUGAUAUUAUCCAUUAUAGCAUGUGCAUUUUAUAUUCACCAGUAUUUUUGGAAGUGGUGUGCUCAUCAAAGACAAUUGAGCCUACCAGAUGGUUGAAGCAACAAAGUUUUCCGCACAUUUCAAACCAAUAGUCCAAAAAUUAUCCAUUUUUAUUUUUAAAAAUGGGAGAGAACAGAGGGAGUCAUGAUGUGUACUUUAUAGUUCUUUGGAAGAAUCUGCGUAGGAAAACUUCCCUGGUUUGAAACAGAAGUCUUUCAAACUGGAAGAAGAAUCAGAGUAAAUGUAAAUUAUCAAUAUAAGUAAACAUGAAUAUUUCAUCCCUCCUUCCCUCAUAAAAAGGGGGAAAGAAACUAUUCUAAAUUCUUCUCUGCCAAAAAAAUCCUUGCUUUUUAAAUAAGUAUCCCCUCAAAGCAAAGGCUGGUUUGUCACAGAAUGCCUUGCAGAUGCUUUUAUAGUUUAUGGGCAAGAAAUAUCCUGAAAAAUAUGAAUACAUUCAUUUUCCUGCCAAAAUUUAAAAAACAGUGAAGACACGGUGGAACUUUUACUAAAAGUCCAUAGUACUUUGAGAAAAUUUGGUUCAAUUUAUAACUACAUAUCUUCCAAAGAUAAAAGCCUUUCUUCUUUCCAUCUUGGUGCUACUAUAUGCAAUUUAAAUUGCAAUGAAGAGCAAUCUUAAUAAUAUCCCCACCAGGCCAGAAAGUAUGUCAGAUCUAUUUGAGUUUGAUGACAGGAUGAUAACCAUUGGCCUGGUGUGUUACAGGCAUUGUUAAAUACUCAGUAAAACCUGUUUGUGCAAGUAAAGUUUAAUACAUACAUUAAACAGUAUUUUUAGACUACUGCUACAGUAGUUCCAAAACAACAGCUGUUCAAAGGUAUAAAAAUCUCUUGGUGGUGGUAAUUCUAAAAAACGAUUACCGUGCCUCAUUACUGAAUUUUCCUAUAGAAAUUUCAGCUUUUAAAUACAGAGAGUAAAUCUGUCCUGUUUUCAUCAAGGGUUUAUGAGUAAUGACAGAGACAGGUUUAUUUGUUUGAAACAGUAUUUCCUAAAGCCCAGGGCCAAUGUUUUCAAACAUUGGAAUCUACACAGAAGGGGUCUGACUGUUGGUCAUGCAGGGCCUUUACUUUGGCUUCCUUAUUUUUAGAUUCUUUUAACCUAAGCAGUAGUUUCCUGCUGUGAACACUGCUAUUAUGUUACAUCAUGUAUGUCCUAAUAUAUUUAGGCACCUGCAUUUGGAAAUACCCCGUCUCAGUUUCAUCUUGAAAUGAGAAUUAGUAAAUCAUAAUCUGUUGAACAUAAAGGAGAUGAAAAUUCAUAUAUUUUUAGGCUCAAGAUAACCAGUACACUAGUUUCAUGACAGUAUUGUGCCAGACCCGCCUUGUAGAUUCAUAAUUAAAAAACCGCUGUAAUGAUAGCUUGUCUGAUGGAAUGUUAGAUUCAAGCAUCCAUCCUGGGAAGCAUACGCCCGGCAUUUAUUACAUUAUAAAGUAAAUUAUUUAGUUAGGGAGGAGAGCUGACAGGAAAAACAUACAUCACCUGUUGGAGCACGUUUGAAAAGCUUGCAAAGAAACUAUAAUAAGGAAAAGAAUCAUUAUAUAAACCUAUGAUAUUAUCAACUCCUUUACCACUGCAGUUUUUCAAACGUGUUAUAUCUGUAAGGGCAAGAUUUUUUAUUAAUAUACUAUUGUUUAGGUUCACAGGAUUUAACCACCAGAAUAUUCUUGCCUGUGAAUACUUCUACAGCAUUUUAAAGAGGCUAUGGGAAUACUAAUGCUUGAGUCUUGAGCACAGUGCUUCUGUUUCGAGUUCAUGAAUAAGAAAAUCUCUACAACAGAGAGCUAUGGCCCUGAUUUUGUGUUUUGCUGUAAGAAUAAGGGAAAAAGGGCUACAUGCAUGUCUGUUUGAAGUAAUUUUAGACAUCUGUAGGACUUGCCUUUAUCGAGUCCCAUCAUGUGAGCAGUGAUAAACAACAGGUGUAUUAACAGGGAUGUGGCCAGCAGGUCAGGGCAGAUGUUCCUUCACUUCUGUUUGGUAGUCUGUAUUCAGUUUUUUAUUUUUAUUUCAUUUUUUUUUAUUUUUUAUUUCAUUUUUAUUCUCUGUACAAGAAAUAUGUUGACAUAGCAGAGCAGAUCCACCAUGGACCACGAGGUGAUAAAGGGAUUGGGGCACAUGGUGUAUGAGGAGAAGCCCAGUGAGCAGUGUUAGGUCAACCAUAAAAAGAGAAGUUAAAGGAAAGAUUACCCUGCUGAACUCUAGAGGGAGGGUGUAGAAAAGAUGAAGCCAGGCUUCUCAGAGGUACACAGCAGAAAGCCUACAAACCACAGACAAAAGCUGCAAUGUGGGAAAUUCCAAUUAGAUAAGAGAAAAAAAAUCUUACACUGAUAUCCCCAAGGAGAUGAAGCUUGGCUACAUGACCUCCAGAUGUUCAUUAUUCUAUGAACUACAUUUCAGUCACACAACAAGCAUUUAUCUAGUCACAUAGCAGAAGGAUGAAAACAUGCAGCUCUUCAGUGUCUCCAAGAGGCAGUGUAGCCUUUGUGUUCUGACACUUUGUUGAUGUUUAUGUCUCCCUUGAUAAUAUUGAUGAAGUUUUGAAGGUAUUUGUUGGAUUAUAAAACUAUGAAAUUAUAAUAAUAGUAUACAUUAUUACUAUAUAUUAUCACCACAUAUAAUAGUCAUAGUCAUGCAGUACAGAGAAGAUUUGACAGAAGUAGGAUGCAUUGAUUUGGCAUUAUAUUCCUGGAUUGAAAGUGCAAGAUCUGCUCAUUCAAGAAGCUGAAUUUACACUUUACAGGAAUGAGACAAUUACAAAAUGUUUUCAGUACAGUUAUGAACCAUCAAAGUAAUUAAUUUAAAGCAGUCAGUAGGAAUAUUACUGUACUUUAUAAGUUAUACAUAAAUAUCAGCAUGUUCUCUAGGCCACUGGUGAGCGAUCAUGACAUAUUCCUAUCACACUCCCAACUCUAAAAAAAUCAGUCAGGAUCUGUACCGCAGGUUUGCAGUAUAGCGUGGAGAGACUCACAACAGCUCAGCAGAAUGCCAGAAUGGCCUGCCUGAUACAGGACAUGUGAAACAUGAUUACCUUCCUGCUGAAAACCCGUAAAAUACAUUAUCCCAGCUGGAACCUGUCUGAAAGUAGAUUAAUCCAAGCUAUACUUUUAAGACUGUAACUUACCCUUUAGCUUAUGCUUCUCAGAGAGGUUGUUUACCAUUAGAAGAUGAUUUUGCUUAUCUUUCAGUAACAAUAAUCACAUUUUCAGCUACUCUUCAUCUCCCAAAAUGCCCAGCCAAGCUGUUUCACCACUCCAGCUGUCGAGAUGCUCUUAUCUCAUGAGUGAUACCCACAACAAACCAAAAUGGUUGUUACCAUGUUAAUAUCUGACAGGACCAACACCUGAUUUUGUCUUGCAUGUUACUCUCACGAAAUUUUUCACUGUUGCAACAGAAAGAGUUCUGAGUAUUUUGUUAAUACAAAUCUGCUCUCACUGAAAAUAGUUUGGAGUGAAAACUCACUUUGCUUCCAAAUGAUGAUUUUAUUUUUUUGCUCGUAUGCUUAGUACCAUCAGCUGUUACCUGAGGAAGAAGGUGAUUUUGUCAGUACAGUUCAUUUCAUUUAAUGAAUUAAAAAACCAAACAAACUAUAUUAUCCCAAACCAAACCAAAAAACACGUAGAUAAAAGUUGUUACUCUUUUAAAGAAAGAUGUCUGGUAGAGAUACUUUGGUCUAUUUUUUGUUGUGAAGGCAAAGCAUGCCUUGAACUUCAUAAGCAAAAUAAAUUUAAAGAGAUACUUCAGCAAUAGUCUAGCUCUGUAUUACUGUACACUAUUAGUGAUCUCCAAGAUUAGAUAAUUUGAAACAUUGAAAUUAAGAGCUGGGGUUAUACAGUAAGGUUUUAUUUAAGAUACAGAAGAAUCAAAAAAAAUCAUACCUCUGACAUAAUCACUCAAGCAAAAUCCUACAGAGAAGGAGAUUCAACUAAUUCUGGCAAGUGUCCUUAAGAUAGUUUACUUAUGCUGUUCUGCAAGUUAAGUUAUUUAAAAAAUGUCAGGAAUGUUUGUUGCUGAUAGAAGCUGCAUUUCUGCCAAUAAAUUCUUUCUACUGCUUUAUGAACAAAGGAACUUUAAUGUGGACUAACCCCUGCUGACAAACUCCAGCAUGUCUUUACAACCACUCUAUAGUAUUUAGACUUUGGUAUUUCCUCUAUUUCGUGAAAGAUUCACUCGUGUUUCUAAGGUAGUCAACCGUCUCACUGAUCCAAACUUCCUGUGACUGAAAGUGAAAAGUAGCUCUAAAUUUUAAGUACCUGAUUUGUACUAAAUUAACUUGUGACUCUUUAAAAAACCUAAACAUUUAGAAGUGGUACAGAUCACUUAGAUUAUAACUUCAUAAUAAUCAUAAAUAUUUGACAAAACUUAAAUGCAAAUACUACAUACUUAAGAUGCAGAAUAAUUCUGAGUAUUUCUUGUGAAAUGGUUUCCAAAUUCUGAUUACAUGCAGGAAAGUAAGUUUUCUGUGCUAAAAUGUUGUCUCAAAUCAAACUAUUCCCAAAGAUCCAGGAUCCAGAAAAACUGUGACUUUUUCCUGACUAUUAAUAAUACUAUAUGUAUAGUGAAUUAAUACUAUGGCUAUUGCUAUUUACUCUUUUGCAAGAUAAUAUAUUUCCCUCAUUACAGUUCCAUUUCAGUCACACAUUAGCAACGGGAUCUUUUAUUUCAAAAUAAGAGAGACACAAGAAAAUUUGGUUUUCCCUGUAAAGCUUGAACCAAUCAACUCAAAACCAGACAAUCUGUGCGCUGUAAGAUGCCAAUUGGAAUGAGGUCUCCUCUAGGGACAGGUGCCAUCAUAUGGUUGUUCAUGAACGAAAUGAAAUCUUCAGGAAGUCCUUCAUGAACACACAUCUCUGAGUGUGCACCAUUCACCAGCAAAUUAAAGCAUUUACUGGAAUCUGAUGAUUGAACUAUAACGUGCAUAUGGAUUGAACCUCCAUAUGCAGUAGGUGUUUCCUCCAUUCCAGGCCCAAGUCAGUAUUACUCCAAAGCCAGACAAUUCUGCUCGUAAGUUAUCGCCCUCAACCUCCUCAAGCACUUAUGGUCCACUAUCAAAUGUGUUUGCUACAUUAAUUUAAUAUUAAGUUACACCCUGCUUUGAUGGCACGCAGUAAUGUGUAAUAGUUGUCUAACUGGAUCUGUUAAGUAGGUUACUAGGUGCAGUUGUCAUAAGUUUCCUUGGUGGAUUAUCUUGUUAAGGAGGCCAUUAAAAAUCAUUUUUGAUGGGGAAUACAAAUUAUAUUCACAUAGAAAGGCCAAACUCUCGUCCCAUUACAGUAAAUGGCAUUGGAUUUUUUGCUGAGUUCAUUCAAAUCUGUAGCAAAAAAUAAGGUCUUGCAGGUUACCUGUUCCAAUGAAAAAAAUAAGGGAAAAGCAGCAACUGUGCAUAGGCAAAUGAAAAAUUGGCUUGAAUAUCUUUGGAUUUAAGACACAGGACAUUUAAGGCUAGCUAAGCAGUUUCCUAUUUCUAGGAACUUGAUAUCUUAACAAUAGUUGAUCCCCUAAAUCAAUUCCCUUGAAUGUCUUCAUUACUUAUCAAGACUAGCUAAAAACCUAAAGCAAGUAAGAAAUUAUACAAAACUGGAAGAGUUAUGGAGAAGAAGCUUUUCUUCCUUACCAGUUAGGUCUAUUUCUUGUGAUUACACUAUCAAGCACAAUUCUAACAACUUAUGCCCAGAUAUGAAGAACCUAAUAAACGUGGCUGACAAACUGUAAUUUUCAGGGCAACAGAAACAACAUCAAGUCCCACUGAACCCAUAAAAUUGGCCCUUGAAAAUUACAUCAUAUCAGAUUGUAGUCCCCUAAUUGCUUCUGAUUUGUUCCAAAGGAAUUCUCAGUUCUAUUGAAAAAGAGAAAACUGAUAGUGAUAAUGGUAAUGAUACUGGUAAUGAUAGUGGUCACUUAUGUAAGCCAGUGCAGUAAGUAAGAAUAAAUCCAGACAUUUUCUGUGGCUUCUUGCUUAAAAUGGUUUGGCUUUUACUGCAAAACUGUGUUAAUUAACCAUCUUAUUAAUUUUGAACUUCCUCAAAUGGAUCGCUAUGCUACAUUGUCCUAAGUUAAUAAAUGGUUAAAGUCCUUUUUCCAUACUCAGUAAUUCCUUGGGAAAUAAUUUUUUCUGAUUAAAUUAAUAUAUUCUAAUAGUUCCCAAAGACUUGAAGUUGUUGCCUGAAAAGAAUACAGACUAAAACUAAGCUAAGGCUCUUUGUCACACAAGAAAUAAUGUGUAUUGAAUUCAAUCAAAACCUAUAAAAUUUCUCCUCUUUUCCUUCUUGAAAAAAUCAUCAGAUCAUGAAGAGUCAGUUGUUCACUGAUUGCUGAGACAGAUUUUCCCUUGGGAAAUAAAACAAUCAAAGAAAACAAAUCCUGAGUGACAAAAUUAGUGUUUCGACUUCACAGGAACACUUGCUGCAGGCGUGGAGCUGGUAGGUACUCCCUUGGUUGGCAUCUCAAGUUCUGGGAGCCAUGACAUCUCUCCUGGCAUUUUUCGCUGUUAUCAGGUAGAAUUCACUUACAGUAGGGAAACUAUCCCCUGUAUUUUCAGUUAGACUAGAACUAAUUACAGGGGCCUCUCCGUUCUUCUAUUGAACAAUGUUGUGUAUUUAUAUUUAUAGUUUCCUAUUUGUAUAAUAGUGUCCAUACAUUUGUAUUCUUCCCAUAUAGUCAGAAUAAUACUUGUCUGGAUUUAGCUUUGCAUUUUAAUUUAAUAUUAAAUUACAUGUAAUUGCUUUCUGUAAUAAAUCUUAAUUUGGAGUACUGAUGAAGAUGAAGGCCUCUGGCAAGAGCUGGCUCUUAAAACUGGCCUCAGCACCUUUCAAAAGCUAUCUUGUGUGUUAACACAGCUGGGCCUGCUUUCAAACAGAAUUUAUAUUACUUGCACAGCUUUUUUAUCACUGUUUCAAAGUCUUUGAAAUCAAGUUGCAAUAUCAUCAUCAAAUCUAGGGUGUGUUUUUUCUUGUGCUUUAUGUCCUCUUCUUUAUUGAAGGAUUUUGAAGCUCUUUGUUGCAUAAAAGGCAAAAAUUUUUAUGGAACAGCAUCUCCUGGCUUAAUCAGUAGAAGAAUUCUUUUCUUUUAUCUAUCUGAUUUUAUCUUGCUAGAUGAUCUAACAACAU
Myiozetetes cayanensis is the source of this 10716-nucleotide messenger RNA. It is a transcript of the gene POGLUT3, whose product is annotated as protein O-glucosyltransferase 3. The record is from RefSeq and is a predicted model, not a curated record. Gene Ontology annotation, molecular function: protein binding; glucosyltransferase activity. Gene Ontology annotation, cellular component: endomembrane system. The transcript is spliced from 8 exons. Bases 1 to 1554 code for a protein of 517 amino acids. NCBI's taxonomy places the organism in Eukaryota, Metazoa, Chordata, Aves, Passeriformes, Tyrannidae.